Molecule: messenger RNA, 2700 nt
Organism: Alternaria burnsii
Lineage: Eukaryota; Fungi; Ascomycota; Dothideomycetes; Pleosporales; Pleosporaceae
Product: 26s proteasome regulatory non-atpase rpn1 subunit
Exons: 5
Coding region: 1-2700 (899 amino acids)
Biological process (GO): regulation of protein catabolic process; proteasome-mediated ubiquitin-dependent protein catabolic process
Cellular component (GO): proteasome regulatory particle, base subcomplex; proteasome storage granule; nucleus
Molecular function (GO): enzyme regulator activity
Source: RefSeq, a predicted model, not a curated record
AUGGCGAAGGAAGAUGAGAAGAAGCCCACGGCCGCCGACAAGGGCAAGGGCAAGGCGCCGGCAAACACCGACGCGGACAAGAGCAAGGAUGCAAAGCCAGAUGCUGACGACAAGAAGGGCGGUGUUGCGACAACUGGCGAAGAGCUUAGCGAGGAAGACCAACAGCUCAAGAGCGACCUGGACAUGCUGGCAGAGCGGAUACUGGGAUCCGACACCAGCCUCUACAAGCCCGCGCUCGAACAGAUCAAGGAAUUCAUCAAGACAUCGACGAGUUCCAUGACGGCCGUGCCCAAGCCGCUCAAGUUCCUCCGACCACACUACGAGGCCCUAGAGAAGGCCUACGCAUCAUGGCCUGCAGGCGACAACAAGCGCUCGCUCGCCGACAUGAUGUCUGUUCUGGGAAUGACGUAUUCUGACGAGGACCGCCUCGACUGCCUCAAGUACCGUCUUGAGGCGCCCUCAACAGAUCUCGGCUCCUGGGGCCACGAGUACAUGCGCCACCUUGCGCUGGAAAUUGGCACAGAGUACCAGAACCGCCUCAAUGACGACAAGUCGACCGACGAUGUCACCGACCUUGCCUCGAACCUCGUCCCCUUCUUCCUCAAGCACAACGCAGAGGCGGAUGCCGUUGACAUCCUGUCUGAGCUGGAGAUGAUUGAUCAGAUUGAGCAAUACAUUGACGACAACACAUACUCGAGAGUCGCUCUAUACAUGGUCAGCAACGUACCCCUGCUCACUUACCCGGACAACGACAAGUUCCUCCGCACCACCUACCGAAUCUACGCCAAAUACAAGCAGUACACACAGGCAAUCGUCAUCGCGAUACGAUUGCACGAGACCGAUCUCAUCCACGAAGCCUUCAACGCCACCAAAGACAAGUCAAUCCGAAGACAGAUGGCCUACCUUUGCGGCCGACAGCGGAUAUGGCUCGACGUCUCCGAAGACGAAGACCCCGAGCUCCAGGAGUGCAUCAACAACACGCGCCUGCCUGAUCACUUCAAGGCGCUGGGCAAGGAGCUUAACAUUCUAGACCCCAAGACCCCGGACGACAUCUACAAGACACAUCUUGAGAGCAGCAGGACUGCCGGACUCACCAACACCGACUCUGCCAGACACAACCUCGCCUCCGCCUUCGUCAACGCUUUUGUCAACACCGGCUACGCAAAUGAUAAGCUCAUGCUUAACGAGAACACAAAGAGCAGCUGGGUCUGGAAGACCAAGGAAGAAGGCAUGCUUUCUACAACCGCAUCUUUGGGUAUGCUCAUGCUCUGGGACGUAGAAGAGGGUCUCGAUAAGGUCGAUCCCUACACACACGUUGAGGACGACAUGGUCAAGGCCGGUGCCAUGCUUGCUACCGGAAUCUUCAACUCCGGCGUGCGCAUGGACUCAGAUCCCGCCAUGGCCCUGCUGGGCGACGAGGACAACAUCAACUCCAAGAACAAGAAUAUCCGCCUCGCUUCCAUCAUGGGUCUAGGUCUCGCCUAUGCAGGGUCAAAUAAGGAAGACCUUUUGGACAUCCUAUUGCCAAUCGUCAGCGAUACCAGCCUUGAUAUGCAGCUCUCUGCCAUGGCAGCGCUGUCUCUCGGUAUGAUCUUUGUUGGUUCAGCCAAUGGAGACGUCACAGAUGCCUUGAUGAACACACUCUUGGACGAGGACCGAACGAAGCAGCUCAAGGACAAGUGGACCCGAUUCAUGGCUCUCGGUCUUGCGCUACUUUUCUUCGGCCAGCAAGAAGAGGUUGACGUCAUUUUGGAGACACUGAAGGCGCUCGACCAUCCCAUGGCCAAGUCAGCCUCUGUACUCACCGAAGUAUGCGCGUGGGCAGGUACGGGUGCUGUGCUGAAGAUUCAGCAACUGCUCCAUAUUUGCAAUGAGCACAUCGAGGACGAGAACGAGGAGAAGAAGGGUGACGAGCUACUACAGUCUUACGCUGUCAUUGGUCUCUCACUAGUCGCCAUGGGCGAGGAUGUUGGCCAAGAAAUGAUCCUCCGCACACUCGGCCACCUGAUGCACUACGGCGAGGCUAACAUCCGCAAGGCUGUGCCUCUCGCUUUGGGUCUCAUCAGCCCUAGUAACCCGCAGAUGAAGGUUUACGACACUCUUUCGCGUUACUCUCACGACAACGACAAUGAUGUCGCCAUCAACGCCAUCUUCGCCAUGGGUCUCUGCGGUGCUGGUACCAACAACGCUCGUCUCGCACAACUGCUCCGCCAAUUGGCUAGCUACUACCACCGUGACCCCAACGCUCUCUUCAUGGUACGCAUAGCACAAGGUCUGCUACACGCAGGAAAGGGCACACUAUCCCUCAACCCAUUCCAUACCGACCGUCAGGUAUUGUCUCGCGUAGCGGCUUCGGGUCUUCUCACUGUUCUUGUUUCCCUGAUCGAUGCCAAGUCAUUCGUUGCUGGUGACUCACAUUACCUUCUCUACUACCUCGCUACCGCCAUGUCACCGCGCUUCCUCAUCACGCUUGACGAGGACCUCAAGCCAUUGACGGUCAACGUCCGCGUUGGUCAGGCUGUCGAUAUUGUUGGCCAGGCUGGUAGGCCAAAGACCAUCACCGGAUGGCAAACACAGAGCACGCCGGUACUGCUGGCGCACGGCGAGCGAGCCGAAUUGGAAGACGAGAAGUACCUUAGCCUCACCAACGUACUGGAGGGCGUGGUCAUUCUGCGAAAGAACCCAGAGUGGGAGGACUGA